This is a messenger RNA of Paramecium tetraurelia, 792 nucleotides long. RefSeq lists its product as uncharacterized. NCBI's taxonomy places the organism in Eukaryota, Ciliophora, Oligohymenophorea, Peniculida, Parameciidae. The record is from RefSeq and is a predicted model, not a curated record. The transcript has 3 exons.
AUGAGAUAAUAAAUUUCUGCACCUGCCUUUGGAAUAGAAUACAAGUCUCCUUUUUCUCUACCAUAAUAAGGAUCUGUAAAAUUCAUCUCUCAACCCUCGUUUUAAAAUUAAGUUUAGCCAAUAGUUUAAUAAAAAUAUCAAUACCAAUAAUAAAGUUACCCAUAACAAUUCAAUAGAUAAAUUUGUCCAAUUAAUCGAAAUUCAAAUGCAACAAGAGGAAUGUGGGAAUAGCAGGGAGUUUAAAGAAUUUAAUCUAGUCAUGGGGAUGCCAAUCUGCAGAGUCCAUUAUAAGUAGUUGAUUUGUAGUAAGUUGAGGAACCUUGGAGGUUGAGGGUUUAGGAAUUACAAAAUAGAAUAAAAGAAUUAGAAGCUUAAAAAUAAAAUAAAAUAGAUAAUGAUGAUGAAGAUGAGGAAGUUAAAUUUAAUAAUUAGUUAACACAAUAAAAAUUUUAUAAGAUGAAAUUUAAUAAUUAUAAGAGAAAAUAGAGUCGAGAUAAAAUGUUAUAGAUGGCUAUGAUAGGUAGAUAUAAGAAAAAAGAUAAAGAAAUAGAAGAAGCAAACUAAUAUAUUCAGGAAUUGCAUGGGUAGCUGGAAGAAUAAACAACAAACGUUGAAGAAAAACACAAAUAUUUGUUUGAUGAAGUAAACACAUGGAAAAAGAAGUUUAUAGAGUAAAAUAGAGAAUUUCAUCAAAAAUAGGAGGAACUGAUGAUUCUAUAAGCUGAAUUGGAUAACCUAAGAAAUGCUCAAAUAAUAAUAGGUAAAUCGAGUGAUUACAAACAAUAAAAAUGA